This is a messenger RNA of Thalassophryne amazonica, 2121 nucleotides long. It is a transcript of the gene rab4a, whose product is annotated as RAB4a, member RAS oncogene family. Gene Ontology annotation, cellular component: endosome. Gene Ontology annotation, biological process: Rab protein signal transduction; regulation of endocytosis. The record is from RefSeq and is a predicted model, not a curated record. NCBI's taxonomy places the organism in Eukaryota, Metazoa, Chordata, Actinopteri, Batrachoidiformes, Batrachoididae. Gene Ontology annotation, molecular function: GTPase activity; GTP binding. The transcript has 8 exons. The coding region runs from base 119 to 760 and encodes 213 amino acids.
CAGCUGGUGUACGCGGAUAUCACAAACAGGAGUAUAUUCGUUUGCUAACUUAGUGAGGUGUCCUGCUGGCAUUUUCUAUUCCAUCACUCCCUUUUGUUGUGUGAACGACACAGCGGCAAUGUCGGAGUCGUACGAUUUUCUGUUUAAAUUCCUGGUGAUUGGAAAUGCUGGAACAGGCAAAUCCUGUCUACUGCACCAGUUCAUAGAGAAGAGAUUUAAGGAUGAAUCUAACCACACUAUUGGUGUGGAAUUUGGGUCAAAGAUCAUCAGUGUGGUCAACAAAAUGGUCAAACUACAGAUUUGGGACACUGCAGGACAAGAAAGGUUCAGGUCAGUGACUAGAAGUUACUACAGAGGAGCAGCUGGAGCGCUGCUUGUUUAUGACAUCACCAGUCGUGAAACUUACAAUGCUCUGACCACAUGGUUGAGCGAUGCCAGGAUGUUGGCCAGUCAGAACAUUGUCAUUAUCUUAUGUGGGAACAAGAAGGACCUUGAUGCUGACAGAGAGGUUACGUUCCUGGAGGCUUCACGCUUUGCUCAGGAAAAUGAACUGAUGUUCUUAGAGACCAGUGCACUAACAGGGGAGAAUGUUGAGGAGGCCUUUGUGCAGUGCGCCCGGAAAAUACUCAACAAGAUAGAGUCAGGGGAGCUGGAUCCAGAAAGGAUGGGGUCGGGUAUCCAGUACGGUGAUGCUGCUUUACGACAGCUCCGUUCUCCUCGUCGUGCUCAACCGCAGGGCACCCAGGAGUGUGGUUGCUAGUGGAUGUGAUCAGUAUCUCACUCACACACAACAAGUUGGUUUGAGAAGACCAGGACAACAGCCAUGGGGGACCUGCACAGUGUUGGGUUCCGGUUCCUUUGCUAGUGACUCCUCGCUUUUGACCAUCACCCUUUGCACAGAACCUUGAAACCCCUGGUUGUAAUGGAUGUACUGUAGAGAACUGAAAGGCAUUCAAGCUCUGAGCAUCUCUGAGGUAUCUGACCUUUCAACAGCUCCUCUAUGAUUGGACCAAACCCUUCACAGUGCUCCAAUCAGGAUUUGAACUAUUUAUAUGUAUGUAAAUGCCCCCUCUCUCAUCUUAACGCUACUUCACUCGCCAUUACCUUCUUUCUUCUCUGCAUAGAACAUUCCUGCUGUCCAAGCUCACCUCAACUUCCUUAUACUUGCCCUCUAAAACUUUACUGUCUUAACUAGUUUACCAUUAUCUGCCCUUUCCAUAAGUCUGUUUUUGCUAUACAUCGUUUAAAAAAACAAAAAACAGAGAACACCAAGCCACCAUUCUUCUGUGCAAACAUGGAGUCAAAAAACAAAACAAAAAUCACACUCUACAGGCUGUGUCCCAAUCCAGAGGCUGCACUGUUCUUAGACUGUAUCCCACAAAGGUCUUGCGUUCAGAGACCCUGAAGACCGAACCAAAAUUUCUGGUGUCCAACAGUGCAUCCCAUGGACCAUUUUGCAUUUGUGUGACUAACUUUUCCUGCCCUACCCUCUGUAGCAACCUUUACAGCUGCAUGUGUCAAGCUAACGUAGUGGGUGUAGUCCAUUGUUUAGUAAUAAUUUUUCAGUACUUAUUUAUACUUAUAAACAUUACUUAUGUACAAUUAUACAUAUUGAGCCUGAAAGUGUCUUUUUUUUUUUUUUUUUUUUAAUCAACUGUUUUAUCUUGGAAGAAAAAAAAAAUAGAGCAGUAACUCAUGGGGUUGUUUCAGCCACAAAGGAAACACCUGCUGUGUCUUUUGUUUUCCAGGGAAAGAAGGCUACAUAUGUCAGCCUCAUUCCAAGGAACCUUUGAAAUGAGACAACCUAGUCGCAUCCAUACAUAUGCAGCCAGUGAAUUCAGCCUUAGAAGGGUGCAUCCCCUAAAUUGAAACACAGCCACGGUCUUAAGACUGAAGACAUUUGAAACCAGAUUCUGUAUGGGAAAACAAAUGCUCAUUGAUUGGUACAUUUUACUGCAGUACAAUUCAUGUCAGUUUAGAAUGAACCAAACAGAAAUCCAAAUGACCUAAUCGGCCUUCUCUCUAGUCUACCUGUCAUCAAAUUAAUGAAACAUCUGCCGAUUGGUUGAGACUGGCUGUUACUCACAGUUCAUACUGCCACACCCUUUGAAUAUUAGCUCA